AUGGGACCGCUCCUCAUCGAGGGCAACCUCGGCAAGCGCGACGUAUCUCUGGACCUGAAAUCCGAAAAGGAUCGCCAGACGCUCCGACAGCUCAUUCUCGACGCCGACAUUGCACUUGACGGCUACCGGCCCAGUGCCCUGGAGCGUCUCGGCUUUGGUGAAUCCUACUUACGCACCCUAGCCAGGCGGCGCGGGCGCGGAAUCAUCGUCGUUUGCGAAAACUGCUACGGAUGGCACGGCCCGUUGGCCUCGCGCGCAUGUUGGCAGCAGAUCUCCGACUGCUUCACUGGCGUCGCCUGGGGAAUGGGCGAGUUCCUGGGCCUCGAGGAACCCAUUGUGCCGCUGCUGCCGAACUCAGACUACCAGACGGGCAUCGCGGAGGUCCAGGCCAGCCUGCACGCACUGCAUCCCGACUUUGCGCCCCGCCGCUCGGAUGACAUGGGAGCCCUCAUGGCCAAGUAUCUACGGACGGCAUACGCAAACACGCCAGCGCUAUCCAAGCCCGAGUAUUUCGAGGAAAAAGAGAGUAACUAUGGCCGAUCGGAUGGAAAGCUUGAGAUGCUUAGAUUCGUCACCUCCCCGGCCAAGUUGGACGUCACAGCGCUUGGAUACGACAUUGGCAUUUGUUUCCACGGCGCGUACGCCCCUGAGUGGCCUGCUCGAAGUGCUUGA
This is a messenger RNA of Bipolaris victoriae FI3, 672 nucleotides long. RefSeq lists its product as hypothetical. Gene Ontology annotation, molecular function: catalytic activity. The record is from RefSeq and is a predicted model, not a curated record. Bases 1 to 672 code for a protein of 223 amino acids. The transcript is spliced from 2 exons. Lineage: Eukaryota; Fungi; Ascomycota; Dothideomycetes; Pleosporales; Pleosporaceae.